UUCUUGAUAAAUAAAGUGACCAUUCGAAUUGAUGAUCUUAAUAUGAAUCGAUGAUGAUGAUGAUGAUGAUGUCUAUUAACCAAUUCUUAUCGUUAAAGAUGAUGAAUAGUCUUCUUAACCAAUCCAUAAUCUUAAUUCUAUCAAUUUAUUUAAUCAUUGAAAUUAAAUCCAAAUAUAAAGAAUAUCAAAAUCAAAAGAAAGCCAAAUCAUUGAAUAGUAAACUAGCACCUUUAGUUACAUCUUCUUUACCAUUCGGUUUAUCUUUCUUAAAACAUAGACUUCAUUCAAUCAAAAAUGGUAAUCCAUCAGAUUCAUUAGACCAUCAUCACUCCUUUACCAAAACCCAACCCAUCAAAGUGAUUAGAUUUAAACUAUUUUCAUCACUUGAAUUCAUUCAAACUUAUUCUCAUUUAGAUGUUAAAUAUAUUUUAUCUAACAAUUUUCAAAAUUGGGGUAAAUCGAAUCAUUUUAUGGAAGCUUUUAAUCCUUUGUUAGGUGAAGGUGUCUUUUCCUCUGAUCAAAGAUCUCUUUGGUCUUGGCAUAGAUCAUUAAGUAAACCUCAUUUUUCGAAACAAAGGGUUUCGGAUGUUAAUGCUUGUGAAGAACAUGUUGCUAGAUUGAUUACGUGGAUCGAACUUCAGAAUAUGUCUGAUCAUCCUGUUGAUGUUCAAGAUCUCUUUUCUCGUCUAACUCUCACUAUUGGUUCUCAACAUCUCUUUGGUCAUUGUUUAGACAUGCUCAAUGAUCUCUUACUCGAUAGACCUAUUCAUGAAGGUACAAUCGAUGCCGCAGCUUUUUCCAAAGAUUUUGCUGAUGCUCAAACCCAUUGUUUAAAACAUGUCUUUAUGCCUUCAUUCAUAAGAAGAUUGAUUCAAAGAUUCACCCCACCUAAUCAAUCUAUCCAAAGAGUCUUAAAGGCCGUUGAUAUCCUCAUCGAGAAUUCAGCCAAAGCAAAUCCCAAUGGCAAAGACAUCCAAGAACCCGAAAACUUAUUAGAUCAUUUACGACAAUCCGAUUGUUCUCAUGACCUUUUACGUCAUGAGCUUUUAAACUUAUUACUUGCAGCAAGAGAUACGACUUCUUCUUUAUUGACGAGUUGUCUUUAUGAAUUAUCGGCUCAUCCUUCUCUUUGGAAUCAACUUCGAAUCGAAUCUAGUCAACUUUCUCAAUCUCAUUUGAUUUCUAUCGAUCAACUUCGUGAAUUGAAAUUACUUAGAGCUGUCAUUAAUGAAACUCUUAGACUUCACCCUCCGGUUUGGGCUAAUACACGUCAUGCAUUUGAAGAUGAUGUCUUACCAUCUGGUAUUUUCGUUCCAGCUGGUACCGAUUGUCGAUAUCUUAUCCGAGAAUUCCAACGAGAUCCAGAAGUAUGGGGAAAAGAUGCAGAAGAAUUCGUACCGGAGCGUUGGUUAGAUGGUAGACAAGUUUUACAAAGUAAAGAUCCUUUUAGUUUUCAACCUUUUAGUGCAGGACCAAGAAUUUGUCUUGGUCAACAAUUUGCUUAUACAGAAGUUUCGAUUACCUUGAUUAGAUUGAUUAAUAAGUUCUCUAGAGUUGAAUUGGUAGGUAAAUCAAGUAAUCGAGCGGAUUUUCAAGAAAUGCCUUUGGUGACUUUAAGUGUUAGAGGAGGAUUAUGGGUUAAGUUUCAUCCAUGAAAAUCACCUGAUGAAUCUUUAAACGAGACAAAGGUUUUUAAUUCUUCAAGCACUUUUUCUUUUUUUGAUUUUCUUUGUAUAAUAAAUGGAUCUUGAUCACGCAGUCUCACUCAUGAGAAGUUUGUUUGUUUAGUUCAUGAAUCGGUUGGAAAAGAUUAUGAUGAUGAGUUUUGUUUUUGACUGUAUGAUUGUGGUAUGAUUUGAGAUUGUUGUGUUUGUAUACUUGUAUUCAUGAAAUGAUUUAUUUUGAAUGGGAAAGU
Melampsora larici-populina 98AG31 is the source of this 1915-nucleotide messenger RNA. RefSeq lists its product as uncharacterized. The record is from RefSeq and is a predicted model, not a curated record. The coding region runs from base 51 to 1655 and encodes 534 amino acids. Gene Ontology annotation, molecular function: heme binding; oxidoreductase activity, acting on paired donors, with incorporation or reduction of molecular oxygen; monooxygenase activity. NCBI's taxonomy places the organism in Eukaryota, Fungi, Basidiomycota, Pucciniomycetes, Pucciniales, Melampsoraceae. The transcript has 7 exons.